Molecule: messenger RNA, 216 nt
Organism: Hydatigera taeniaeformis
Lineage: Eukaryota; Metazoa; Platyhelminthes; Cestoda; Cyclophyllidea; Taeniidae
Source: the annotation of a GenBank genome assembly
GUCUUAAACAACCAAAAGUUGGAGGAGCUUUUGGCUUCGGCGCUGGAGAAAGUGGAGGCAGAAAUCGAGGAGAAUGAGCGUAAAGCAGAUGAGAAAGAGUAUGAGGAUUUUGUCAUGCAAGUGGAGACGAGUGUGUGCACUGACCUCAUCCACCAAUUCUACAACGUCAACCGCUACUACUCCCCUGGUGCCUGGCUUACCGCCACCGAGUGUUAA